AUGUGGGAGCUGUCUCCGAACAGUGAAGCCGUCUCGGGGUGUAAAGGUCGCCUCAAGCGCUAUUUCCCCGAAGUUGCCGUGUCUAUCCCCGACAACGAGAUAAAACCGCCGAGAUUCGUAGAUUUUCUUUCGCACACACUUGCAACUCUGAGCCACCAGGAUUGCAAACACAUGACGCCAAAAUUAUCCGCACCCGAGCGUCCCACAGCAACAGACACUACCUCCCCUGUACUUGUUACAGAACUUCUCUACGCUUUUUUGCUAUCUUUUCCCAAAGCGCGUCCCGGAACAAUGGGAGUUUGGAAAUUUACGCGAGACGAUGUGAUUAUGAAGUCGGCUACCACGACGCCCUGGAGGCGUUCGCCACUUUGGCUUUCCUUGCGAGUCACCUUGCACUUGCUUCUGGGCAGCCAUGAACACCAAGGAGCAAACCUUUAUAAAAAGGCAAUGGCACACUUUAUGUCCUGUCUUCUGGAUUCCGCGCUCAAGGAAAAACUGAAGAGCGAAACCAUCUUUUGCAUGGUAAAGAAACUCAGUCGGCGCGUAAGAAAGCUCGUUUUGACAGAGGACGAACCGUGGAUGGCUGUUGUCAGUGGCAUAUUGGCCACAGCAACUGAGAACAUGAACCAGAACUGGAGUCGAGUCAUUUUGAAGAAUUCACGCGAUAUGAAACUCUCCUCGAUUGCUGCUUCAAAGAUACUUAGAGAUACAAAGCUGGACUUACCUGGUCUGGACGCUUUCAUCGCUGGAAUUGCUCGCCGGGCGCAAACAACACCAUCGAGUGUAAACCCGCAGUCUCACUUGCUAUCAUUUUUGCAUACAAAUCUCCCAACACUCGAAAUAAGUGAAUUGGACAAGGAAUAUCAGAACUUCAACUUGUUUUUAUUCGAGGCAUGGGUAGCUCGAAGCCUGGAUGCGUGGAUCGACGCCAACACUGCCGACAUAAACACAUGCUCACAACUCUGCGACCUAGCCAGUCAGUACUUUCGCAUCGCGGUAGACCUGUACAGAGACAAUCCGAUGGAUAUUUCUCGCAUGGUCUUGACUAUUUUGGAGCUAUGGAUAGCGUGCGAUAAAUCGGCGUUGGCGACCAACGAUCAACUACAUCUGUUCAGUCCCGAGAUUCCCUCAACUAUAUGGGAUGCGCUUCUUCUUAGUUCUAAGGAGGACAUGCAACGAUUGGGCAAAGCGGAGCGAUACCUUAACUCUCGGUACGACGCCAUCAAAUGUGAGACAUCAAUUUUCGAUGGCAUUGGGGCGCGCGAUUCAUUUGUGACCAAAACCUUCGACAAAAACGAAAGCUACCAAAAGAGUUGGCAGGCCAAGAAAAAGAGAGCAGAUAAGUGCCGACAGAAAAAAAAGGAAGAACUGUGUAUGAUGAUUGAAAAGUACAACUCAUUGAUGGACGUUUACAUCCGCGGCUCAUGCGAUUUCGAUGAGCCAGAACUCGAUGGAUCAGAAGGCGAAAUUCGUCAUAGUGCAUCAUGUACAAGAUGCAGACAGAAGGCGGAGGCGGAAAGGCUGAAAAUCGACGUACUCGAAUCACCACUGCCUUCAAACCCAGAUAAAUACAAGGCCAUCGUUUUUGAGCUUUCACCUCCUCUGUCUUUCCAAGCGUGGAGGGAUUUCACGUAUUUCUUUUUGACAGACGUGCUUUCGCAAUCACAGCAGAUUGAAAGAAAUGACAAGAAAACGGCAGGAAGCAAGGUAUAUCUUACCGACUACGCGAACGAAAGCGGUUGGACCGAUUUGUUGGCAAGCAACGCCCGGAUCAUGGUAAUACUCGAGGAAAAAAAAAACUUUCGACCUCUGAAAGUACACCCAGAACUUCAGCUGGACCAAAUUUUUGUUGAUUGCACACGUCGCUGGAGAUACGUGGACACAACAACUUUCAAGGAACUCUCCGUUAUUCCUCCCAGUGCCCUCCCACAGAUGUGUUCAGUUCGACUGCCCGCUUCUGCAGCUACUCUUCAGCGAUUUGCCGACCAAUCUGCAGAACAAAAAGCAUCAAGUCUGUCCAACGAAGCAAUAGCUUAUCAACAUAGACGGCCAGCUCACAUAUCAUCUCAUGAGCAUACAUGCAUGGCAUUGCUGGCACAAGGCCAUCAUACACGCUGGUUGAAUAUCUUGCAGCACUUGGCGAUUCCUAAAGUAGACUUGAAGAAGCCGGAGACAGCUCUAAUCUUACUUCAAGUAUCUUGUCAAGCAGGAACGGCGUGUGCAACCAUCGCCAGAGAGUCGCACCAAUUACUAGAAUGCCCAAUAUUCACAGCAAAGUUACUUGACGUGAUAGGCCUGUGGAUCGAGAAGAUAAAGACAAAUUGGGAAUAUAACACAGCCUUGUGGGUUCUCGUUAUGUUAAUCACCCGUGUAUUGUCUAUUGGCCCUUCAGAUGUACUGGGAACCGCCACGGCAUGUUUGUCCAUGUGCCGAGGCAUUGCAUUUAAAUGGACGGAAGAGUUACAAAGCAAAGCAGCGGAAGAGACUGAAGGCUCAAGACACGCUGAAUAG
Molecule: messenger RNA, 2511 nt
Organism: Ustilaginoidea virens
Lineage: Eukaryota; Fungi; Ascomycota; Sordariomycetes; Hypocreales; Clavicipitaceae
Exons: 1
Coding region: 1-2511 (836 amino acids)
Source: RefSeq, a predicted model, not a curated record